UUCCAUUCUAUCAAUUCAUUUCUGUUUAUACAUUUUUUUUAUUUGAAUUUUGAUCUGGAUCCAGCUCUGACUUUGUUCAAUGGAAGUAUGUUAUCAGCUGCCGGUUUUGCCUCUAGACAGGCCGGUUCCUAAGCAUGUCCUCAGCCGGAGAGGUGCCAUCAGUUUCAGCUCCAGCUCGUCUCUCUUCGGCGCUCCUGAUCCAAGACAGCUGUCUCAGAGACGAGGUGCUAUCUCUUAUGACAGCUCAGAUCAGACCGCUCUGUACAUUCGUAUGCUCGGAGAUGUGAGAGUGAGAAGUCGGGUAGGAUUUGACCCAGAAGGAAAAGGUUCCUACUCGUACCUGUGCAUCGACUUCCGCACCCUACACUCCUGCUCAGACUCAGCCUCUAGUCUUAUCCCUGGUCCUGGCUUCAGUUCAGCUGGGCCUGUGUCUGGCAGGAGGCUCCGCAGACUGCUCAGCUUCCAGAGGUACCUGCACUCCUCCCGUCUGCUCCGGGGAACACCCCACCUCAACCCCCUCCACAUCCUGGAUGAGGACUACACCGGACAGGCCAAGUGUAUGCUGGAAAGGGUCGCGACCUGGAAUUUCGACAUUUUCCUCUACGACAGAUUAACCAAUGGAAACAGCCUGGUGACGCUGACCUUUCACCUCCUGAACCAGUAUGGUCUGCUGGAGCUGUUUCAGCUGGACAUGGUGAAGCUGUGGCGCUUCCUGGUCAUGGUGCAGGAGGACUACCACAGCCUCAACCCCUACCACAACGCUGUGCACGCCGCUGACGUCACGCAGGCCAUGUACUGUUACCUGCGAGAGCCCAAGCUGGCCAAGUCCCUGACGUCCUGUGACAUCCUCCUGGGCCUGUUGGCAGCCGCCACUCAUGACCUGGACCACCCGGGAGUCAACCAGCCCUUCCUCAUCAAGACCAACCACUACCUGGCCAAGCUCUACAGGAAUUCCUCUGUUCUGGAGAACCACCACUGGAGGUCUGCAGUAGGUCUGCUCAGAGAGACCGGCCUGUUCUCCCACCUGCCUGCUGAGGAUGGGCUGAAGAUGGAGCACCAACUGGGUUCUCUGAUCCUGGCCACUGACAUCAGCAGACAGAACGAGUACCUGGGAAAGUUCAGGACACACCUGGACCAGGAUGACCUGUGCCUGAGCAAUGCCAGCCACCGACACUUCAUCCUCCAGAUGGCUCUGAAGUGUGCGGACAUCUGCAACCCCUGCAGACCCUGGGAGCUGAGCAAACAGUGGAGUGAGAAAGUGACGGAAGAGUUCUUCCACCAAGGAGACAUUGAGAAGAAGCACAGACUUGAAGUCAGUCCACUGUGUGAUAGCCAGAGUAACUCCAUGGCUAACAUUCAAAUUGGUUUCAUGACGUAUGUGGUGGAGCCUUUGUUUGCUGAGUGGGGCCGGUUCUCUGACACGCGUCUGUCCCAGACCAUGCUGGGCCACCUGGGGCUGAACAAGGCCAGCUGGGGUGGGUUAGUACAGCAGGAGGGGUCCACUAGCCCCGAGGAGCUGGAACCUAGCAGCCCUGCCUUCUUCACCAUGCCAACGCCCGCCGUCACCGAGUCAGAACCAGAGUCUGCCUCUGCUGCGGAACCCAUAGCUGUCACCACAGCAACAGCCACAGGAGAAACCAACUACAAAGAAAUACCUCAGGGAAGCAAAGAGUCCUGACACUCCACGUUUGCCCUUAGAACCCUGACCCCCUGACCCUUAACCGCUAGCCUCGCCACACACCGGGUAGAGGGUGGGAGGAGCGGGGUAUGGCCUUUAACCCCCCCCUACUCCCACUGCCACACCCGAACAGUACUCACGUUUUUGUUGCUUUUGCCUCCCAUAUUUGACAAACCACAGAUUUAAUUUAUUUCAUUUUUAAUUCCUUUCCUUGACAUAAAUAGAUACUGCUGCUGUAUUUAGUAUUUUUAUUGGCCUGUUUUAUUUAUUUAUUUGUCCUCUGUAGUUUUAGCCUUACUAAUGUAACACCACCAUUUUGAAGGCGAAGUGCCAUUUUCAAACAAAGUUCUGUAGGAUGUUUUGAAAGUGAUUUGAAACACACAGAGUAUUGAAGAGAUGCUCUCUAAAGACCGCACAGAGAUUCCGUGAUGUGUGUUGAUGCAUUUGUAAGGAAUCUUCUUCCUGAAGAUAAUGUGACAAGCCCAGUCCUUUUGCUGCCUCUAUGAAGACUGUUUACAGAUGUCUUGUUUGUUUAUCCUUGUUGUCCAUUUGAAAUGAAUCAUCAUGGUUCGCAAUAUGCCUUCUAAGCACAGAUGCGAAGAACCACUAGUGUUUGAAUUGUCGACCCACUGCUGAAGUUGACUGACACACACACACACCAGAUGCCAUAAAGAAACACCCCCUGUGCUCCAUUGUAUUCAUCUCUUCCUUUCACUGCCAAAAGACUGAAAUAUUGGACACACAACUUCUGUUCUGAGAGAACUUGGGACAGACAGAACGGUAUUCUAGAAUGCAACUGCGUUCUACGGUGUUCUAGAAUGUAACUAAUAUGAAGAAGCAUUGUUGUCAGUGACUGUAGAGUAUGCGUGACCUCUAACCCUGGACCAGUCACUGAGGCAUAGUCGACACACCCCAUCUGAAAACUCCCAUCACAACACCACUCACGCAGGGUGGACUGUAGGAGGGAAGUUUACUGAUGUGGUUUAGCUACCUGUUAAACAUCUGUUUACUUCUACUGAAUGUGACUCUCUCCCUCUCAGAAUGUCUCUCAUUAUCGUCAUAGCCACAUGCAACCUAGGACUGCUGUACCGAUGCCUUAUAACUAUGCACACUGCGCUAAGUGACCAAACCAGCUCCUACUACUACUUCUUCUAGUAAUCUCAUGAAGUACAUCGUGUGCUUGUCAUCUUAAUGCACUGUCUGAUUUUCUUUAGCCUUUUGUUGUGAGGAAAAACACAUUCUGUAUAUAAAUGGUUGUUUUACAUUCCAUCUCCAUUUAUACAUUUUUUUUUUUUAUUCUGUAGACUGCACAAAGAUUUUAAUAACAGGUGCUUUUUCCUAUUUUAGCUGAUUUAGUAUUUUCGCUGUAAGACUGUUGAUAAACUGUUUACAAUUUGUUGCGACAGCCAUUUUUGGGAGAAGACUUGUCAAGCCAUUUUGUAAAGGAUUUGUCGUAUUGACCUUUUGAUAAAUAAAACAAGUUGACAUGAA
This is a messenger RNA of Salmo salar (Atlantic salmon), 3169 nucleotides long. RefSeq names its product high affinity 3',5'-cyclic-AMP phosphodiesterase 7A. The record is from RefSeq and is a predicted model, not a curated record. Lineage: Eukaryota; Metazoa; Chordata; Actinopteri; Salmoniformes; Salmonidae. Gene Ontology annotation, biological process: signal transduction. Gene Ontology annotation, molecular function: 3',5'-cyclic-nucleotide phosphodiesterase activity.